AUGGUCUGGGUUUUGAAUAGGUUGAACAAUUCAGUCACAGUGGAGGAUGCCCUCAAUUAUAUAGACUGGCCUUUUAUCAGCAACACCCAAACUUUCAAGGACAUAGCCUUUCUAUGUAUCACUACAGCUAUCAUUGCAGAGCACUCAUAUUUUCUGUGGAAAAAGAAGCCUUCAGGAUCUUCCACCCCCUUUGAAUUAGCCAUUCAGAAGCUCAACUCAUCCACCGACUUGGAAAAAAUCAAAACAGCCAUUGAGGAAGCAUCCCAUCUUAAAAGCAAGGAUAAAAAACAUGCACUUGUCAAGAUUGCUUUGGAAAACUGUCUUUCUUUAUAA
Laccaria bicolor S238N-H82 is the source of this 333-nucleotide messenger RNA. RefSeq lists its product as uncharacterized. The transcript is spliced from 8 exons. The record is from RefSeq and is a predicted model, not a curated record. NCBI's taxonomy places the organism in Eukaryota, Fungi, Basidiomycota, Agaricomycetes, Agaricales, Hydnangiaceae. The coding region runs from base 1 to 333 and encodes 110 amino acids.